This is a messenger RNA of Periophthalmus magnuspinnatus, 3057 nucleotides long. It is a transcript of the gene hgs, whose product is annotated as hepatocyte growth factor-regulated tyrosine kinase substrate. Gene Ontology annotation, molecular function: metal ion binding; phosphatidylinositol binding; ubiquitin binding. Lineage: Eukaryota; Metazoa; Chordata; Actinopteri; Gobiiformes; Gobiidae. Bases 152 to 2467 code for a protein of 771 amino acids. The record is from RefSeq and is a predicted model, not a curated record. The transcript has 20 exons.
GGGACUCUCACCUGGCGAUCUGGCAACACUAGGCGGAAGUCCUCCAGCUAAGGCUAACUGAGGAGGUUAGCUGCUAACAGGCUAGCAUCGUCGUUGGGAAAUUUGUGGACAUAACAACUCACAUCGAGAGCAACUAACAUAAUCUUCUAACAUGGGCAAAGGUGGAGGUACAUUUGAACGGCUUCUGGAUAAAGCUACCAGUCAGCUGUUGCUAGAGACAGACUGGGAGUCCAUUCUGCAGAUCUGUGACCUUAUCAGACAAGGAGACACACAAGCUAAAUAUGCUAUUGGUGCAAUAAAGAAGAAAUUGAAUGACAAAAAUCCACACGUAGCUCUAUAUGCACUGGAGGUCCUAGAGUCUGUUGUGAAAAACUGUGGCUCUACAGUUCAUGAUGAAGUGGCUUGUAAGCAAACUAUGGAAGAACUCAAGGAACUUUUAAAGAAACAGACCGAACCAAAUGUAAGGAACAAGAUCCUGUACCUAAUUCAGGCAUGGGCUCAGGCUUUUCGUAAUGAGCCCAAAUACAAGGUGGUUCAAGAUACUUAUCAGAUCAUGAAAGUAGAAGGCCAUGUUUUUCCUGAAUUUAAGGAGAGUGAUGCUAUGUUUGCAGCUGAAAGAGCUCCGGACUGGGUAGAUGCAGAGGAGUGUCACCGGUGCAGAGUUCAGUUUGGUGUUAUGACAAGAAAGCAUCACUGCCGAGCCUGUGGACAGAUUUUCUGUGGCAAGUGUUCCUCCAAGUACUCCACUAUUCCAAAGUUUGGUAUUGAGAAGGAAGUGCGUGUCUGUGAGCCCUGCUUUGAACUGCUCAACAACCACCCCUCCCUCUCUCCUCUACUCAGGAAAACCGAGGGAAAAGCACCAGCUUCUAGCUCAGCCGAUCUGCCUCCAGAGUAUUUGACCAGCCCCCUGUCUCAGCAGUCACAGCAGAUGCCCCCCAAAAGGGAUGAAGCGGCCCUGCAGGAAGAAGAGGAACUGCAGUUGGCUAUUGCCUUGUCCCAAAGUGAGGCAGAGGAGAAAGAGCGCAUGAGACAUAAGAACUCUUACUCAGUGUAUCCCAAAACUGAUCCUACUCCAGUGACUUCCUCUGCACCACCUGUCAGCACCCUAUACACUGCUCCAAUGAACUCCUCUGCCCCCUCAGCAGAAGAUGUUGACCCUGAGCUGGCUCGUUAUCUAAAUAGAACAUACUGGGAAAAGAAACAAGAGGAAUCCCGCAAGAGUCCUACGCCCUCAGCCCCUGCUCCUGUCUCAAUAGCAGAGACCUUACCAGCGCCAAUAAGUCAACCUGUUGAAAGUCACGUCCCGGUACAGCCUGUCAACAUUGUCGAGCAACAAUACCAAAAUGGUGAAUCUGAAGAGAAUCAUGAGCAGUUUCUGAAGGCCUUGCAGAACGCUGUUACAACUUUCCUGAACCGCAUGAAAAGUAACCACUUGAGAGGGCGCAGCAUCACCAACGACAGUGCUGUGUUGUCACUUUUUCAAUCAAUCAACAACAUGCACCCACAGCUCUUGGAUAUUCUUAACCAGCUGGAUGAGAAAAGAUUGUACUAUGAGGGACUGCAGGACAAGCUGGCUCAAGUGAGAGAUGCUCGAGCAGCUCUUAACGCCCUACGGGAUGAACACAGGGAGAAGCUGCGACGUGCGGCUGAGGAAGCGGAAAGGCAGAGACAGAUUCAGCUUGCUCAAAAACUAGAAAUAAUGAGGCAGAAGAAACAGGAGUAUCUGGAAAUGCAAAGACAAUUGGCCAUCCAGCGCCUACAGGAGCAAGAGAAGGAGAGACAGAUGCGUCUGGAGCAACAGAAGCACACCAUCCAGAUGAGGGCCCAGAUGCCGGCUUUCUCUCUGUCCUAUGGUCAGAUGCAGUCUUUGCCUCCAAAUGUAGCAGGAGGGGUGGUAUAUCAGCCUGGGGCUCCACCCAGUUAUCCAGGCACCUUCAGCCCUGCUGGCUCAGUGGAGGGUUCUCCUAUGCACAACAUUUACAUGAACCAAGCGGGGCAAACAGCACCCACACAGUAUCAGGCUAUGCCUGGUGCGGCACCAGACCCCAACAUGGUUAAUGCAUACAUGUACCCAGCUGCAGGCACCAAUGGACAGCCUGCCCCUCCUCCUGGUCAGGCCCCUCCCACAACCAGUCCACCAUACUCCAACUACCAGCCCACACCUACGCAGGGCUACCAGAAUGUAGCCUCUCAAGCCCAGAGUUUGCCUCCUAUGCCCCAAACAGCCCCUAGUAAUGGUAUGGCUUACAUGGGUUAUCAGCCAUACAACAUGCAGGGCAUGAUCUCAGCGCUGCCAGGGCAGGACCCCAACAUACCACCACAACAGCAGUACAUGCCAGGCCAGCAGCCCAUGUACCAGCAGAUUCCCCCUCCUGGUGGGCCUCAACAGCAACCACCCCCAGCUCAACAGCAGCCCCCGCAGGCCGUACCGGGUAGUGCAGAGGCUCAGCUCAUUUCCUUUGACUGAAAAUCUUGCGUGCCGCUGCUGCUCUCACACACUACACCAUUCUCUCCUCCUUUAGCCCGUUUAUUCUCUCUUUGGACUCUUGCUCCCCUCACAGACAUCUCACCUGACACUGCGCUGUGAUGUUGUGGCAAUGUGAAUUUUGUGAUGAUGUUGCGAAAACAGUUGCCCUCUUUCCCUUAGUUUAGCAGGGAAUGUGAGAGUAAGGGUAAUAAUAUGUAAAUCCUUUCUUUCUUCUAACUUCCUGGCUCAUCUUGUGUACAUUUAUGUAAUAUUUCCUAAUUAAAUGAAUAACUAUGCUCUAAAAUAGGCAAUGAUAUUAAUUUAAGGUAAUAUCCUAAUAAUGGAGGUGUGAAAACAUAACCAACCUUUUCAUUCAUAUUUUUAUAAUUCAAAACUUGCAUGUUAAAUUGUAUUUGUUUUUCUGAAAUGAAUUUGAAUCGUUGUAGUGUCACUCCCAUUUAAAGUUUAAUUGUAGGCAUCUGUUUGUACUGUUAAGAUAUUGUAUGAAUGUCUGCAAGGACAAAGCACAGUCAAAGGUCAAAAUAAAUAGUGCAAGCCUCAUCAAAUCAGAUGGCCAGUUCUGUGAUAUU